This is a messenger RNA of Oryza sativa Japonica Group (Japanese rice), 2843 nucleotides long. Its product is annotated as DEAD-box ATP-dependent RNA helicase 40-like. The record is from RefSeq and is a predicted model, not a curated record. Gene Ontology annotation, molecular function: protein binding; RNA helicase activity; ATP binding. NCBI's taxonomy places the organism in Eukaryota, Viridiplantae, Streptophyta, Magnoliopsida, Poales, Poaceae. Gene Ontology annotation, cellular component: cytoplasm; ribonucleoprotein complex; nucleus.
CCGAUGAUCCCUCCACCGAGGCGUAUCGCCACCGCCACGAGAUCACCGUUGUCGGGGACAACGUGCCAGCUCCGAUAACUUCGUUUGAGACUGGUGGAUUCCCACCGGAAAUCCUCAAGGAGAUGCGAUAUUUGCUCCAAAGGUGGAGCGAAUGUCGUACGCUGCCUCGCGCACCCCUCGGCCAAAUAAGAGCGGCGGGCUGAGGGAAGAUGUCGUUGAUGGAGUUGAUAGAGUUGCUAAGGGUGGGUGAACACCCGAGGCGGCUCACCCCUGGCUCUCUCUCACUCCCUACCGAGGGACUGCCCAUGGCGCAAAGGGGCACCCCAUGUGGCGGCUCAACCUUGGCUUGCUCGCGCUUCCCGCCGAGGGAUUGCCCAUGGCGCAAAGGGGCACCCAUGGCGGCUGAUUUGUUGCUCUGCAUCCAAUCCCUGGAGAAGGCUCCUCACAUGGAUGGUGGGCCUCUUCUGGGGCCUGGCCAUGGAGGUCGCACCGUCCAUAGGACCUGCGGGCAGCUGCUGGAGGGGCUUCGCACCCAGGCUGUCAACGUCCAUACAUAGGACCUGGACCUGCGGGCAGCUGCUGAAGGGGUCCUGUGGAUGAACGAUCCAUGGUUGAGCGAGGCUGCCUCCAGGGAUGCUGUUAGAGCCUUUUCUACUUCACCUUGCGCAUGCAAGUCAACACAUCUUGGAUGCACUUUCUUUUAUACAACGUGCUGGAUUCUCAAGUCCAACGCCAAUCCAAGCUCAGUCAUGGCCAAUUGCCUUGCAGUGUCAAGAUGUUGUAGCUAUUGCAAAGACAGGAUCUGGAAAAACUCUUGGGUAUCUACUUCCUGGAUUUAUGCAUAUUAAACGCUUGCAAAACAACCCAAGGUCUGGUCCAACAGUGCUAGUUUUGGCACCGACAAGGGAGCUUGCAACUCAGAUUUUGGAAGAAGCUGUGAAAUUUGGCAGAUCAUCAAGAAUUUCUUCCACGUGUCUAUAUGGUGGUGCUCCAAAAGGCCCCCAGCUAAGAGAUUUGGAUAGAGGGGUCGAUGUCGUUGUUGCUACACCAGGAAGGUUGAAUGACAUCCUAGAAAUGCGAAGGAUAAGCCUUAAGCAAGUGUCGUACCUUGUUCUAGAUGAAGCUGACCGUAUGUUGGACAUGGGAUUUGAACCACAAAUUCGGAAGAUAGUGAAAGAAAUUCCUCCUCGUCGGCAAACCCUCAUGUACACUGCUACUUGGCCUAAGGAAGUCCGACGAAUUGCAGAGGAUCUUCUUGUUCACCCUGUCCAGGUGACCAUUGGAAGUGUUGAUGAGCUUGUUGCUAAUAGUGCUAUUACUCAGAAUGUGGAGCUGAUCACACCGUCCGAAAAGCUUCGCCGUCUGGAGCAAAUUUUGCGAUCCCAGGAUUCAGGUUCGAAGGUACUAAUAUUCUGUACCACUAAGAGAAUGUGCGACCAACUUGCAAGGACACUUACUAGGCAAUUUGGAGCUUCUGCCAUUCAUGGUGAUAAGUCCCAAAGUGAAAGAGAGAAGGUCCUGAGCCAUUUUAGAUCUGGGCGAUCUCCUAUUUUGGUUGCAACAGAUGUUGCUGCACGAGGCUUAGACAUCAAAGAUAUCAGGGUUGUGAUCAAUUAUGAUUUCCCCACUGGCAUUGAAGAUUAUGUUCACCGGAUUGGCAGGACUGGAAGGGCUGGUGCCACUGGUGUGGCCUAUACGUUUUUCUGUGACCAGGAUUCAAAAUAUGCUGCUGAUCUUAUUAAAAUUCUGGAAGGCGCAAACCAACGUGUGCCUCGUGACUUGGCGGACAUGGCCUCUCGGGGUGGGCGUGGUGGUAGGAAGCGUAACCGGUGGGCAACCCGCUCUGAUAGGGGUGGUUCGCAUUCUGAACUGGAUUCUAGGUAUGGUGGAAGAGAUGGUCUGUCAGGGUCUUCUGGCAGAUUGGAUAGUAGUCGCAGUAGUCGCAGGCAUGACUAUGGUGAUGAUGGACGGUCUCGCAGGUCUGGGAGAGGUCGCAGUAGGAGCCGUAGCAGAAGUGACAGUGAUAGGUAUAGCCGAAGUCCUAAGAGGUCACGCCGUCAUAGCCGUAGCAGGACCAGGAGUCGGAGCCGAAGCAGGAGCAGGAGCUACACUAGGAACCGUCGUGCUAGCCGCAGCAGGAGCCGUAGCCCUGGUGCUAGCCGUAGGCAUGAAAGAAGCGCUACUGGCUCUGGGUCUGCACUGCCAGACUCUGGGCACGGUGAGCGCAAAAGAACACCAGAAGCUGACCCAUCAAGAAACCAUACAAACCACUCAGACCCGAAAGAUGACCGACACCCAGAGGAUGGGAAGGUGGGAAAGGUUGAUCUCGAUCGGUCGCCUACUCCACAAGACAAGUCUGGCCCAUAUAGUCCUGCUUACAAUGGAAAAACCAGUCGCUCAGUGAGCCCUGGUAAUCAGGUGGAAGGAAACAACAAAGCUGCGGAGGUUUCUAAGAAUCCUGAUCCUUCAUCGCCACCCCAUCAUGGUAAGACCAGGGAGGACGAAGAGGAAGGUAUGAUAGAUGAAGAUGGAGAGAUAGCUGAUGAUCCUCGGGCAAAUGCAACCGUGCAGAAUGGCGGUGAUAAUUGACUCUUUGGUCCCAAAAGAAUUUAACAAACUGCUGAGCAGCCACUACAGAUGAUCUGCGUGACAAAGCUCAAAAUGUUAAAAAUUGUCUGAAGCUGUCUUUUCGUAGUCAAAACUUAAGUUAUGAAACUAUCCGUGUCGUAGAGAGCUGGAGAUUGUUUUGUGCCUGAGUUGUCUUAUAACAUUAUAUACUUUGUAGACCCUGUCGAAGUAGAUCAUGUGAAGUGAAGUUGGUAGCUCUGUUAUUUGUGAACCAA